AUGAACUUUCAUAUAGGAGAAUGGUUGAGUUUAGGGUUCAAACAAGAAGAUUCUAAAUCACCAAAACCUCUUCAAAACAACAAGGUAUUCUCAUGCAACUUCUGCAUGAGAAAGUUUUACAGCUCACAAGCCUUAGGGGGUCACCAGAAUGCACACAAAAGGGAAAGAGAAGCAGCUAGUUACCAAUUAUCUUCAUCAAUGGAACUUGCUUAUUCUAAAUCUUUGACACCAAAGUCACUAGGAAUCAAACCUCACUCUCUUGUGCGCAAACCAAUCAGAGAAAGAGCUUCUACUACAGUGGCUCGAUUUAACAAUGACGCACUUGCUCUUGAACAAGGGGUGAAGUUUGCAUGGCAUGGAAACUUUAGAAUGGAGUUGCCAAAGGAAGAAUCACAUAUCCAAAAGCUUGACUUAGAUCUUAGGCUUUGA
This is a messenger RNA of Lathyrus sativus (Indian pea), 429 nucleotides long. Lineage: Eukaryota; Viridiplantae; Streptophyta; Magnoliopsida; Fabales; Fabaceae. The record is from the annotation of a GenBank genome assembly.